Molecule: messenger RNA, 3551 nt
Organism: Salvelinus fontinalis (brook trout)
Lineage: Eukaryota; Metazoa; Chordata; Actinopteri; Salmoniformes; Salmonidae
Gene: ppp3ca
Product: protein phosphatase 3, catalytic subunit, alpha isozyme
Exons: 14
Coding region: 246-1832 (528 amino acids)
Biological process (GO): calcineurin-NFAT signaling cascade
Cellular component (GO): cytoplasm; cytosol; calcineurin complex
Molecular function (GO): calmodulin-dependent protein phosphatase activity; calmodulin binding
Source: RefSeq, a predicted model, not a curated record
UUCCCUCCAUCCUCCCCCACACGACUGCUUAGCACAGCGCAGCAGCAUCCUCAGCAGCAUCCACCUUAACUGUGUAGCAGUAGUCAUCCCCAGACCCCAGCACAGGCAGUGAUAAACUGAGGGACGCAUCCAAGUGAUGCCACUGCACCAACCGCAUCUCGCAACCGCGAAAACACACCGAGAAUAAAACAGUCACUUCUACAAGGAGGAAUACAAACGCAUUUGCCUCGAGACCGCAACUGCCCAUGAAGAUGUCUAACGUUGACAUAGUCUUAAAUGCCACCGAUCGGGUAGUAAAAACCGUGCCCUUCCCCCUGAGUCAUCGCCUCACAUUGAAGGAGGUGUUUGACUGUGAAGGGAAGCCCAGGGUGGACCUGCUCAAAGCCCACCUCACCAAGGAGGGCCGCGUGGAGGAGGCCGUGGCACAACGCAUCGUCAACGAGGGUGCCGCCAUCCUGCGCCAGGAGAAAACCAUGCUGGACAUAGAAGCACCAGUCACAGUGUGUGGGGACAUCCAUGGGCAGUUUUUUGACCUUAUGAAGCUGUUUGAGGUGGGUGGCUCGCCGGCUACGACGCGGUACCUCUUCUUGGGAGACUAUGUGGACCGGGGAUACUUCAGUAUCGAGUGUGUUUUGUAUCUUUGGUCGUUGAAAAUCCUCUACCCAAAGACGCUAUUUCUACUGCGAGGAAACCACGAAUGUAGACAUUUGACAGAAUACUUCACCUUCAAACAAGAAUGUAAAAUCAAGUACUCGGAGCAAGUUUAUGAUUCAUGUAUGGACGCUUUUGACUGCCUUCCCCUGGCUGCCCUCAUGAACCAGCAGUUCCUGUGUGUCCACGGAGGCCUCUCACCGGAAAUACACACCUUAGAUGACAUAAAGAAGAUAGACCGGUUCAAGGAGCCUCCAGCGUUUGGGCCCAUGUGUGACCUACUGUGGUCUGAUCCUCUGGAGGACUUUGGCAACGAGAAGACCCAGGAGUUCUUCAGCCACAACACAGUCCGAGGCUGCUCCUACUUCUACAGUUAUCCAGCUGUCUGUGAGUUCCUACAGAACAAUAACUUAUUAUCAGUCAUCCGAGCACAUGAAGCACAAGAUGCUGGCUACCGCAUGUACCGCAAGAGCCAAACCACCGGCUUCCCCUCCCUCAUCACCAUCUUCUCAGCGCCAAACUACCUUGACGUUUACAACAACAAAGCUGCAGUACUGAAGUAUGAGAACAACGUGAUGAACAUCCGGCAGUUCAACUGCUCCCCUCAUCCCUACUGGCUGCCCAACUUCAUGGACGUGUUCACCUGGUCCCUGCCCUUUGUGGGGGAGAAAGUCACAGAGAUGCUGGUGAACGUGUUGAGUAUCUGCUCUGACGACGAGCUCAUGAACGACGGGGACGACCAAGAGAUCUUAGAUGCCAACGCAGCUGCAGCUCGGAAGGAGGUGAUCAGGAACAAAAUCCGUGCCAUUGGGAAAAUGGCCACGAUGUUCAAAGUGCUUCGGGAGGAAAGUGAGAACGUGUUGACGCUGAAGGGUCUGACGCCUACUGGCAUGCUGCCCAGCGGUGUGCUCUCCGGGGGCAAACAGACCCUACAGAGUGCCACCACCGAGGCCAUUGAAGCAAUCGACACAGAAACUGAGGACGGAGAAGCCAUCCGUGGGUUCUCUCCCCAGCAUAAGAUUGCCAGCUUCGAGGAGGCCAAGGGCCUAGACCGUAUCAAUGAGCGCAUGCCUCCCCGAAGAGUCGGGGUCAACCACGUGGGACAGUCCAUGGGCAAGAUGAACAUGUCCGAGGCCAAUGGCACGGAAGACAAUGACAAUGACAACAGCAACAGCCAGUGAUGUUUCGCCCCACGGCCCGCCCCAGAGUCCAUGUGACUGCCGUGCUGUGCGCCAAGACAUCGCCAAAUCGUGAUAUCAGGCCUCAGAAUAUAGACAUAACAUAACACACCCACAGACACAACACAACAUCUGCAUCUACCGCCUGCUGCUCUUUCAUCCAAUUAGAGAAGCAAAUCAAAUGUUACAUCUCGUUCAAAUGGGUAAGGUGGUUUAUUUUUUAGACGCCAGGUCCCCACAAAGGGAAACUGAAGGGAGUGGGGCCAGAGCUUAGGACAGGACAGAGGAGAGGCCAGCUGGGCGGGAUGUAGGGGAACCUGUUGGGAUGAGGGCCAGGGGUGUGGUCCUGUGGGUGUGUUUGUUGUUCCCGCUCUCAAUCCAAUCACAGACCAAGUGGGCAGGGUUUGGAGUCCAACGCGUUCACCCAUGUCUGUUACAGUACGUCCUCAUGGGGACUGACACAAGACACUCUUGUACAGUACCCAUGUCACACACACAUUUUACUAUUUCGAAUCAGAGUUUCAUUCAAGAUCUCAUCUCAUACAGAAAUGAUAUCGCUAGUCAACAUGUUUUGCUACUAGUAUUAAUGAAUACAAAUUUAAAAAAAUACUAAAUCUUGUUUGUAAGAAAGGACAUUUGAAAAUGAAAAAUAUGUAGAUUUUACUACUUGCAAUGCGAUCUUAACUGAAAACUUUUCUUUCUUGAUUUAUUUUGUGGUAAGAUGCCAUGAGCCUGCGGGGGAAGGGGUAGGGGUGGAACAUGGGCUUGACUGUGGCCUCUCCACCAACCAAAGCCACAGUCUGUCAUGUUUAGGUGCUGCGCUCCCAGCUCGGGGUCUACCUUCUGUCACCCUCUACCUGAUUGUUUCUCACCUGCCUGUAACUAAAGAGAGAAUGCACAUAGAACGUCAAAUCUUCUGUUGCAGUAAAAAAUUAUCUAAAAUAUACACAUAUAAUGAAUUAUAAAGAUGGACAAUAACGAAGACAACGUUUUUUAACAGCAUCCACGGUAUGGAACGCAUCGAUGCAUGCAAUUAAGUUCCUUAUUGAUAUGUGAAAUUAUAAUUGUGAUGUUUCAAUAUAGUAGACUUUAAUUAUUUAUUUCAUCAAAUUUUAUUUGUAAAGUUCCCCUUUGUUUUUUAUAUAAUAAUUUUUUAUUCUUGCUUUCUUUGAUAAUUUUUUUCCCAUUUUUUUCAUCAAUAUUUUGAGUUUUUUAUAUUACUCUUGAUAUAUUUAAUUUGAUUGUUUUGCUGUACAGGCACAUAUGCUCUUUUUAAGGUGUGAAGCCUUUUUCUGUUCUGUUGGUGUACAGAAGUUGUUCAAUUGUGUGAAUGAACAUAUUACUCAGUGAAAAGCAACAUUCAGGCUGCCAAAGCAUGAUCGCAUGGUUUGUUCAAAUGUAAACAAAUUGGACACAAUGAAAAUCCUGUGUCCCACUUACUUUUAAAAGGAAAACAAUAUAUUCUCAUUAUAAUUCUUGAUGAUAUUGGUAUUAUUCUCACGAUUAAGCUUAAGGUUAUUUUUUCCUUCCACUGUUUUCUGAUACUUGUUUGGUCUAAACAUGGUUUAUUUUGAAGAAGGAAUUUCAUAGAUUUUGUGACAAUUUUUUCUUGUAAUUUUUUUUUGUUGCCAUUUGACUUCAUAAACGAUACACACAUUGUAAGCAUGCCCUAUGGGACAAAUCACGUUUUUUACUCUUGAAUAAAAUAUGCAUGAACCAAUA